AUGCAUGCGCCCCGGGCCGACGCUGCCGCCCCUGCCCGCAGGUCGAGCACGGAGCUGCGCAAGGAGAAGUCCCGGGAUGCGGCGCGCAGCCGGCGCAGCCAGGAGACCGAGGUGCUGUACCAGCUGGCGCACACGCUGCCCUUCGCGCGCGGGGUCAGCGCCCACCUGGACAAGGCCUCCAUCAUGCGCCUGACCAUCAGCUACCUGCGCAUGCACCGCCUCUGCGCCGCAGGUGAUCUGCCCAUUUGGAGCCAGGUGGGAGAGCCGUUGGAUGCCUGCUACCUGAAGGCCCUGGAGGGUUUUGUCAUGGUGCUCACCACGGAGGGAGACAUGGCUUACCUGUCGGAGAAUGUCAGCAAGCACUUGGGCCUCAGCCAGCUGGAGCUCAUUGGACACAGCAUCUUUGAUUUCAUCCAUCCCUGCGACCAGGAGGAGCUGCAGGACGCCCUGACGCCCCCACAGAACCUAUACAGGAGGAAGCUGCCGGCCCGCACGCUACGCCGUUUCUCUGUGCGCAUGAAGAGCACCCUAAGCAGCAGGGGUCGAACCCUGAACCUCAAGGCGGCCACCUGGAAGGUCCUGCACUGCUCCGGGCACCUGAGGGUCUACAAACCCCCCGUGCAGUCGCCCCCAGCCAGGAGCCCCCGGCGGGAACCCCCCCUGCAGUGCCUGGUGCUCAUCUGUGACGCCAUCCCGCACCCCGGCAGCCUGGAGCCCCCCCUGGGCCGCGGGGCCUUCCUCAGCCGCCACAGCCUGGACAUGAAGUUUACCUACUGCGACGAGAGGAUCGCAGAAGUGGCCGGCUAUAGGCCCAAUGACCUCAUCGGCUGCUCGGCCUAUGAGUUCAUCCAUGCGCUGGACUUGGACGCAGUGGGCCAGGCCAUCCACAGCCUACUCAGCAAGGGUCAGGCCGUGACCGGGCGGUAUCGUUUCCUGGCCCGCAGCGGAGGUUACCUGUGGACCCAGACACAAGCCACUGUGGUUUCGGGGGGCCGGGGCCCUCAGUCCGAGAGUAUCAUCUGUGUUCAUUUCCUGCUCAGCCGGGUGGAAGAGACUGGAUUGGUGCUGUCCCUGGAGCAAACAGAGCGACCCUCUCGCAGACUCGUUCAGCCGGGCACCCCCUCUCAGAAGGACAUCCCUAAUCCUGGGGACAGCCUUGACAUCUCCGGCCCCCGGAUCCUGGCCUUCUUGCACCCUCCUGCCCUGAGCGAGACCACCCUGGCUGCUGACCCUCGCCGUUUCUGCAGCCCCGACCUCCGGCGUCUCCUGGCCCCCAUCCUUGACAGGACUUCUGGAGCCGCUGCACCCAGCGCACCCCCAGUUGCCCGGCGCCCCCAAAGCCCACUUCCAGCAGAUCUUCCUGAUGAGCUGCUUAUGGACAUGGAGAAUGCGCACAAGGUCUUGGCUUCAGGGAGAGACCUUGAGGCAGUGGAGACAGAUCUAGAUAUAGCUCAGGAGAGUGAUGAGGCUCUGGCCCUGGAGAUGCUGGCCCCCUACAUCUCCAUGGACGAUGACUUCCAACUCAGCACCAGUGAACAGCCGCCCAGGGCCUACCGCCGACGUCGAGGGAUCGCGCCCCGGCAGCGUGCCCAGAGCUUCCAUGGCCCAUCACCUGCCUCCCCGGAACCCUCCGUGCUGCCCCGCUGGGGAAGCGACCCCCGGCUGAGCUGCUCCAGCCUUCCCCGAGGAAAGCCCUUCAUGUCUGUGCCUGUGACUGGAGCCCGGAAGAGAGCCCUGGCUCAGAGCUCAGACGAGGAUGAAGAGCUACUGGGAGUGAGAGCCCCAAAGCGAUCCCCCAGCUUUGAACCUGAAAAUUUCCUGUUGCCUCCACUCAGCCUGAGUUUUCUUUUGACAGGAGGACCAGCCCUGAGCAGCCAACCUACUUCCAGCACCCCAGUCCUAGAACUCAGUCCACCCCUGGGCUCGGCCUCCCCACUACUCUCUCUGUACCCCACUGAAGACGGCGCCCAGCCCAAGAGCCACUUCCAGCCAGCAGUGGGCUUGACUCUGGCCAACUGAGUCUGGCCCCCACCUUCCCAUCUGCCCUUCACACCCCACACCCCACAAAGGAUCUCAACCACACUCCAAGUCGGCAGCCAAGACACAGGAUGGGGUGUCGGGGGGCUGGGGGAGACCCCUACUUUCCUCAGAAUGAUCCCCACACCUCAGCCUACCUCAGCAUCCACCCCCCAGACAUUCCUUAGGUGGGGUGUUCUUUGGGGUGGUCUCAGCUCAGUGACCUGUGGGAGGGGGCUGUGGCCCCCCCUAAUUCUCUCAGGAUUCCCCCUACGGUUCUUCAUACCUCAUCUGUCCCACUCUCUCUCCGGGCUUGAUUUUGGAUAUUUGGGUAUUGGAGAAGG
Molecule: messenger RNA, 2360 nt
Organism: Suncus etruscus (white-toothed pygmy shrew)
Lineage: Eukaryota; Metazoa; Chordata; Mammalia; Eulipotyphla; Soricidae
Gene: HIF3A
Product: hypoxia inducible factor 3 subunit alpha
Exons: 15
Coding region: 1-2019 (672 amino acids)
Biological process (GO): cellular response to hypoxia; regulation of transcription by RNA polymerase II
Molecular function (GO): DNA-binding transcription factor activity, RNA polymerase II-specific; protein dimerization activity; RNA polymerase II transcription regulatory region sequence-specific DNA binding
Source: RefSeq, a predicted model, not a curated record